ACGGGCCGGCCGCGCAGGCGGCGAUGAUGGGGCGGCCAUGGCCCGGGCGGGCAGCUCCGGCGGCGACGCGGCCGCGGGGGAGCGGGCCGGGGACGCGGGGCGGCCCGAGCCGUGGGAGCUGUCCCUGGAGGAGGUGCUGACGGCGUAUGAGCAGCCCAUCAACGAGGAGCAAGCCUGGGCCGUGUGCUUCCAGUGCUGCCGCGGGCUGCGGGGCGCGCCCGGCGGCCGGCGGCGCAUCCGGGACACCGCGGACAUCCUGCUGCGCAGGGACGGCUCGGUCAGCGCGCGGCGGGAGCCCGGCGCGGCGGAGCCCACAACCAUGGUGUCACCGGCCAGCUCGGAAGCCCAGGUGGUGCAGUCGCUGGGCUUUGCCAUCUACCGUGCGCUGGACUGGGGGCUGGACGAGCACGAGGAGCGGGAGCUCAGCCCACAGCUGGAGCGGCUCAUUGACCUCAUGGCCAACAGCGACUGUGACGACAGUGGCGGCGGGGCGGCCGACGAGGGCUAUGGGGGCCCGGAGGAGGAGGAGGAGGCCGAGGGCGGCCCCCGCGCCGUGCGCACCUUCGCACAGGCCAUGCGCCUGUGCGCUGCGCGCCUGACGGAGCCCCGGGGCGCCCAGGCCCACUACCAGGCCGUGUGCCGCGCGCUCUUCGUGGAGACGCUGGAGCUGCGGGCCUUCCUCGCCAGGGUCCGCGAGGCCAAGGAGAUGCUGCAGAAGCUUCGGGAAGAUGAGCCACAGGCAGAGAAGCCUCUGGUGGAGCUCGACAGCCUGGGGCGCACGGACUGGGCCCGGCUCUGGGUCCAGCUCAUGCGAGAGCUGCGCCACGGCGUCAAGCUGAAGAAGGUGCAGGAGCAGGAGUUCAACCCCCUCCCCACCGAGUUCCAGCUCACGCCCUUCGAGAUGCUGAUGCAGGACAUCCGCGCCAGGAACUACAAGCUGCGCAAGGUCAUGGUCGACGGGGACAUCCCUCCCAGGGUGAAGAAGGACGCCCACGAGCUCAUCCUGGACUUCAUCCGCUCCAGGCCGCCGCUGAAGCAGGUCUCCGAGAGAAGGCUCCGCCCCUUACCCCAGAAGCAGAGGACUCUGCACGAGAAGAUCCUGGAGGAGAUCAAGCAGGAACGCAGGCUGCGCCCCGUGGAGGGCAGGCACCGGGACGGCCGGGGCUUCGGCUCUCUGCCCUGCAUCCUCAACGCCUGCUCUGGGGAUGUCAAGUCCACCUCGUGCAUCAACCUCUCCGUCACGGAUGCCGGGAGCAGCGCCCAGCGCCCACGGCCCCGGGUUCUGCUCAAGGCGCCCACGUUGGCCGAGAUGGAGGAGAUGACCACGUCUGAGGAGGAAGAGUCUCCGUGUGGGGAGGUGACCCUGAAGCGAGACCGCUCUUUCUCCGAGCACGACCUGGUCCAGCUCCGGGGUGAAGUGACUUCUGGCCUGCAGCCAGCCACUCAGCACCCAGCGGGCUUGGAGCUGUCUCGGCCCCGCGCAGGCAGCAUGCACUCCUGGAGGCCAGGCGGCCAGGAGCCGGGUUCCUUCCCUGUCAGCGCCCAGACCCAGCCUGACGCCACCUCCCCGCCACGCAGUGACCUGAGCUCGGCCGAGGACAGGCCCAGCGCCUCCGCAGCCCCAGACACCACCCACCUGUGGCUGGAGUUCAGCCACCCCGCCGAGAGCCUGGCCCUGACGGUGGAGGAGGUGAUGGACGUGCGCCGCGUGCUGGUGAAGGCCGAGAUGGAGCAGUUCGUGCCGAACAGGGAGCUCCUGAGCAGCCUGAGGAAGGGGAAGGUGUGCUGCUGCUGCCGAACCAAGUUCCCGCUGUUCUCCUGGCCGCCGACCUGUCUCUUUUGCAAAAGAGCUGUCUGCAGUUCCUGCAGCAUAAAGAUGAAGAUGCCUUCUAAGAAGUUCGCACACAUCCCCGUCUACACCCUGGGCUUUGAGAGCCCGCAGAGGGCGUCAGCUGGCAGAGCCCCCCCACCCCUGCGAAGAGACGCCUUCCAGUCCCUGCAGGGGCCGCAGUGGCGGAGCGUGGAGGAGGAGUUCCCGCACAUCUACGCCCACGGCUGCGUCCUGAAGGAGGUCUGCAGCGACUGCACCAGCUUCGUGGCGGACGUGGUGCGCUCCAGCCGCAAGAGUGUGGACGCGCUCAACACGCCCCGCCGCGCCCGCCAGACCCAGUCCCUCUACGUCCCGAACACCUGGACGCUCGACCUCAAGUGAGGGUCUCCGGCCCCCGGGCCACCCGGCCAGAUGCUUCUCACGGUGCCCCCAGGUGGCCGUGCCGCCGGGGAGGGGCUGGGCCGGUCCUGGACCAGGCUGAGAAGUGCCUUUCCCGGGAAGACCCGCCGGGCGCCCUGCGGAGCGAGCAUGUACAUAUAUACAUAGAUUCAUCUGCGGGACUCCUGCACUCACAGCCUCUAUAUUUAUACUCAUGAUUCCUGGCCCGAGUUCAUUGGGGUCAGGCUCACUGCAGGACCCUCCCUGGGGGAGGACGUUUCCUCUCAGGAUUCCUUGGGUGGGGCGGGAGCGGGGUGGGGCAGGUGGGGUACAGCCUCGGCUCAGGGAAGGCCUCUUCUCCGUCCUCGGAUGAGAGCAGGGCAGAGUCCCGUCCCGGGUGAUGCUCGGCUGGGGUGGCUCCUUGGUCCCCUGAGCUUAGCAGGCCACGGGCUGCAGAGGCACUGGGAAGCCGCGGAGGGGCCGAGAUGCUCCUGUUGGGCGUGUCACCCUCCGACUGGCAGGUCGACAGCCAAGCUCGCUUGCUGCCCCGGCCUGGCAUCCACAGCCUGGCCAUCGGCCCCAUAGCUGGUGUCGCCGGCCUCACGGAGGUGGAGGAAGGUGCUGGCCUGAGAGCCCUGCCAAUGCUCUGUGGUCCCAGUAGGGGAAGCCGCUCUGUCAACUGUACAAACGGCCACUCGUGGCCUAAUAAAGGCGGUCUUGUGGUCUCCUGA
Messenger RNA from Phacochoerus africanus (Common warthog), 2940 nucleotides. It is a transcript of the gene SPIRE2, whose product is annotated as spire type actin nucleation factor 2. Gene Ontology annotation, cellular component: cell cortex; cytoplasmic vesicle membrane. Lineage: Eukaryota; Metazoa; Chordata; Mammalia; Artiodactyla; Suidae. The transcript is spliced from 15 exons. Gene Ontology annotation, molecular function: actin binding. The record is from RefSeq and is a predicted model, not a curated record. The coding region runs from base 38 to 2212 and encodes 724 amino acids. Gene Ontology annotation, biological process: cleavage furrow formation; Golgi vesicle transport; actin filament network formation.